Arabidopsis lyrata subsp. lyrata is the source of this 1174-nucleotide messenger RNA. Its product is annotated as F-box protein PP2-B13. NCBI's taxonomy places the organism in Eukaryota, Viridiplantae, Streptophyta, Magnoliopsida, Brassicales, Brassicaceae. The coding region runs from base 192 to 1037 and encodes 281 amino acids. The transcript is spliced from 3 exons. Gene Ontology annotation, molecular function: protein binding. The record is from RefSeq and is a predicted model, not a curated record.
AUAUGCCAAGCAUCACUAUAUAUACUCACCAUCUCUAUCUCCAAGCAUAACUCAUCUACCACAGCUACAAAAAAUCACAGCAAAUCCAAUAAUAUCACCAAAAAAAAUUCUUCAAAUUUUGAAAACUCAGUACCUUUCUCUUUCAGAAGAUUAAUCAUUAAUUUUUUACUCUGCCAAUAAAGAAGAAGAAAAUGAUGUUACCAGAAGCAUGUGUAGCCAACAUCCUUGCCUUCACAUCUCCGGCGGAUGCAUUCUCUUCGUCGGAAGUCUCUUCGGUUUUCCGGUUAGCCGGAGACUCCGAUUUCGUAUGGGGAAAGUUUUUGCCUUCAGAUUACCAAAGCAUCAUUUCUCAAUCCACUGAUCAUCAUAGGAGUUUUUCUUCCAAAAAGGAGAUUUAUCGAUGUUUGUGUGACUCUCUUCUCAUCGAUAAUGCUCGAAAGCUCUUCAAGAUCAAUAAAUUUUCCGGGAAAAUUUCCUACAUUUUAUCAGCAAGAGAUAUUUCCAUAACACAUAGUGACCAUGCAUCUUACUGGUCUUGGAGCAAUGUCUCAGAUUCUAGAUUUUCGGAGUCAGCUGAACUUAUAACAACAGAUCGAUUAGAAAUCAAGGGUAAAAUUCAAACCGGAGUUUUGUCACCAAACACAAGAUACGGAGCAUAUCUCAUAAUGAAAGUCACUAAAGGUGCUUACGGACUAGACCUAGUUCCAGCGGAGACUUCGGUAAAAUCUAAGAAUGGUCAAAAUAUUAAGAACACAACUUAUUUAUGUUGCUUGGAUGAGAAGAAACAACAAAUGAAGCGGUUAUUUUACGGAAACCGAGAAGAACGAAUGGCGAUGACUGUGGAAACGGUAGGCGGAGACUGGAAAAGGAGAGAACCAAAAGGUAGAGACGACGGUUGGAUGGAGAUUGAGUUAGGAAAGUUUGAGACACGAGAAGGAGAAGAUGAUGAGGUCAAUAUGAUUCUUACGGAGGUGAAAGGAUAUCAACUUAAAGGUGGAAUUGUGAUUGAUGGUAUUGAAGUAAGGCCUAAUUGUUAAUUAUUUACAGUAUUGGAUAGAAAUUGAAAAUGAGAGGAAAUUGUGUGAAUGUGUGUGUUACUAAAAUUGAUUUUAUUUAUUCAUUUAUUAUUUUGUACACGUUGAAAAGAAUAGAAAUUUCAAUUUUCAAGUUUCAA